Messenger RNA from Anopheles stephensi (Asian malaria mosquito), 3634 nucleotides. RefSeq names its product fizzy-related protein homolog (gene fzr). The coding region runs from base 769 to 2259 and encodes 496 amino acids. NCBI's taxonomy places the organism in Eukaryota, Metazoa, Arthropoda, Insecta, Diptera, Culicidae. Gene Ontology annotation, biological process: anaphase-promoting complex-dependent catabolic process; positive regulation of ubiquitin protein ligase activity; positive regulation of anaphase-promoting complex-dependent catabolic process. Gene Ontology annotation, molecular function: protein binding; anaphase-promoting complex binding; ubiquitin ligase activator activity. The record is from RefSeq and is a predicted model, not a curated record. The transcript has 5 exons. Gene Ontology annotation, cellular component: anaphase-promoting complex.
UAUGCUGUGAGUUUACGUCGACUGUCCAUGCUGUCAUUGUGGUUCAAUGUGCUGUCAAACCGCUCCGUGCACAGACAGACCUGAGUGCGCGCGCGCUGUUACAAGUUUUAUUUUACUACUAUCGCCGUAUACACAACCUAUUGUUUUUGGAGCUGUAUUUCUCAAGUUUGGCCGGUUUUAAAGUGUAAUGUAAGCCAAUUUGCGAUUCAAGGUGCUGACUGACGGUUAGGCAAGUUAAUCGGAAUUCAAAUUUACCUGCUAUUGUAAUCUUCAUCUAAACCGUAAAUUCGCCAACAGAGAGCAGGUGCUUAACCGUGCAAAGUGACUAAAUGUGAUUGUGCUUUAAGAAGAAGAAAAAAGAAGAAAAGUUUUCGUUAAAAAUACUCCAAAACGUGCAAGAAGAUUCAAAGUGGUGGCUACACAGAGAACCGAGAACCGGUGAAAGCAGUUCACGAAUGGUGCUGCUCUGUUGACACAGCUUUGUCGCACCCAUUAUCGUCAUCACCGGCAACAGAAGAUACGCCCAGUUUUCGUGUGCAGUUGGCCCAAAAACCGGAGCAUCAUCAUCAACCCUCGUCGGUGACAAAACAGGACCGCGUAGUGUAACGGGUCGCUGUAAAAUCACGUGUGUAGGUGCAAAAUUGCGGCUUGCCUGCCAUCGUUGGCAAAUUUAGUGACCGAGUGUGUCCGUCCGAGUGAGUGUGGUGUGUGGGUGUGGGUUGCUAAAUUGGCGAGAACCAAUUCACCUCGAGCCCGUGCGACAUCAUCAUGUACAGCUCCGACUAUGAAAAACGAUUCCUGCAACUCCGCAGUCCCGCAGCACGUAAGCUAUUCACAACUAGUGAAUCUCCCUCGUCUCACGAUCGCUUCAUUCCCUGCCGAGCAAAUAACAACUGGACGACAAACUUUGCUACGAUUAGUACGAAAUCUAACGAAAAUUCACCCCAAUCGACCAAGAAGCAGCGUGACUGUGGGGAAAAUGCACGGGACAGUUUGGCCUACAGCUGCCUGCUGAAGAACGAACUGCUCGGGACGGGAAUUGACGAUGUGAAGCUAGUGGCGGACGAUAAGAAUGGAAGUGGUGGCGGAGGAGGUGGUGGAGGAAGCGGAGGAAGUGGUGGAAGUGGCGUUGGUGGAGGUCUGCACGCAAACAGCAACCGGACCGGGCUGUUUAAAUAUCAGUCUCCGACGAAGCAGGAUUACAACGAACAGUGUCCAUAUUCGCUAUCGCCCGUCAGCAUCAAAAGCCAGAAGCUGUUACGAUCGCCACGCAAAGCGACGCGUAAAAUUUCCAAGAUACCGUUCAAAGUGUUGGACGCGCCCGAACUGCAGGACGACUUCUAUCUCAAUCUAGUCGACUGGUCCGCUCAGAAUGUGCUGGCCGUUGGUCUUGGCAGUUGCGUUUAUCUGUGGAGUGCAUGUACCAGCCAGGUUACACGACUAUGUGAUCUCAGCUCCGAUUCCAACACGAUCACGUCCGUCUCGUGGAGCGAACGGGGCCAUCAGCUAGCGGUUGGAACGCAACACGGAUAUGUCACCGUGUGGGAUGUAGCGGCUAGCAAACAGGUAAACAAACUGCAAGGCCAUUCGGCACGUGUCGGUGCCCUGGCCUGGAACGGGGACGUUCUGUCGAGCGGGUCUCGGGAUCGUCUGAUCAUGCAGCGUGACACGCGCACACCAUCGCAGGUCCCGGAACGGAGGCUCGCCGGUCACCGGCAGGAGGUGUGCGGUCUAAAAUGGUCCCCGGACAAUCAGUAUCUGGCCAGCGGCGGUAACGACAACCGGCUGUACGUGUGGAACCAGCACUCCUCCUCACCGGUGCACUCGUACUCGGAGCAUAUGGCUGCGGUGAAAGCAAUCGCAUGGUCACCCCAUCACCACGGUCUGCUUGCGAGCGGGGGCGGUACGGCCGAUCGGUGCAUACGCUUCUGGAACACGCUCACCGGUCAGCCGAUGCAGUGCGUCGACACAGGCUCGCAGGUGUGCAAUCUUGCCUGGUCCAAACACUCGUCCGAGCUCGUCUCAACGCACGGCUACUCGCAGAAUCAGAUUCUCGUGUGGAAGUACCCGUCGUUAACGCAGGUGGCCAAGCUGACCGGCCACUCGUACCGCGUGCUGUACCUCGCGCUCAGCCCGGACGGUGAAGCGAUCGUGACGGGUGCGGGCGAUGAAACGUUACGCUUUUGGAACGUGUUUAGCAAGGCACGGUCGCAGAAGGAGAACAAGAGCGUGCUGAAUCUGUUCACAAACAUUCGGUAAAACUGCGCCGGGCUGGUGUUAGAGACCUUUCCGCGCGUCGUUCAAAUUCUUAGUGAUGGAGUGAGUGAGGCCGCUGCUGCUGCUUCGUUAUUGUACAGCAUCCAGAGCAUCCAGUUCGUGUGGGAGAAACAGCUCUCGAAAGGGGUCGAUUUUUUAGAAGCUAUCUCUAUUACUUUUGUUUUGUAUUUUUACCUUCCCUUUAUUUUUUGUGCUUUGUAUUUAACGCAAUUCUUUAACAGUUUUCCUCAACAUACGUGGUAAUUCCGUACGAUUCAUGAUAUAAAAAAACACACACAUUAAGGAUAAGGUUGUUUGAUUUGAAAUUGUAAAAUAGCUUUGUUACUUUCAUUUACGUCAUGUUACAAUAGUUAUAUUUAGCAAAGCUCCAUCCAGAUAAUUUAAGAUGCACUUGGAUAUGUCCUAGCAAAAUGAAGGGGGCCCUCACUUGUGCAUCUGUCUAGAGUUGCAACAUAGUCGCAUCGACUUUGCUUCCGUUUUUUUUUUUAAUUUAGUUUAAUUUCGUAAGACUGUGCGCUUUUUCCCAUCAAUGAACUGGAUUGAUCUUUAGGAGUAGGAGGACAUUUACGUUUAAUAUGAUGUAUUUGUAAGGUAAGGUAAAAACAGUAGGAUUUAGGUUUUUUGUGCAUAAGCAAAAUUAAAAAUGGUACACGCUUUUGCUGUAAAAGCGAUACCAUGCGAGUGUGUUCAAACCGUUAGGGGUUUAGUUUUAGGCAUUGGUUGUUUUGCUUAUAUAGGUUUUCCUAUGUUUAGCGUAAUCUUGGAACCGGAAUUCAUUUUUUUCUGUUUAAAGUUCAUCGUAAAGAUGGAACAGUGCAGCUGGAGCAGAAGAAGAACGUUACAAGAUUCCAAGGAAACGAUUGCUAAACAUUUGCAAAGGAUGAGUAUCCUACAGCGAGUGUGUAUGGGUAGAACAAAAUGCCGGCUUCUCUAAAUAGUAUAGUUAUUUAUAUUUCCACUUAUUUUCUAUUAACAUCCUGGAAAAGGAGCACGGUAUCGUGUGCACUGUGUUGUGAGGCAGAAUUAAAAAAAAAAAAAACAAACAAAAAACUGAGUGGCUUCAGGCGAAUUGAAUGGAAUCUCUAGUGAAAGGAUGCGUACGACAGUAACACCAGCAAAUCCUUCCCCUAGACGUUCAAUCGAAAUGUGUGUUAUGUUGUGUCGUGCAGUUAAAACGAGCCUAACGUAAGUGCUAUACAAAAGAAAACCGGAAGCAAACAAGUGUCUUCACUGUGUGUACUGCCUACCUUCCGAGGUGUGUGAAUACUACUGCUAGGGACUCACUACAGAUAAGCGAACGCUUUAGAGAGGGAAAUGUGUAUCGUUCGGUCAAAAUAAAUUUACACAAGAAAAAACA